UACAGUAAACACUUGUGGCGCCGGUGGAGGAGGUGUGGACGGGCAGGUUCUCACGGUCCCUUAUUUCCUUACGUUUUUACCCACUUAGCCUUUACGUUAGUGCAGGACACUUACCCCAAGACACCUCCUGGCCGCGACUCCCUGACGAGGCAAGAUGCUGCUGUGGUCACUUCUGCCCGCCCUCCUGCUGGUGGUGCCUGUUUGGGCCGAGCUCUGUCCUGGUGGGAAGGUCAGGUGCCCAAACAACAUGACCUGCUGUCCGCUUGCUAACCAUGAGUUCGGGUGCUGCACCUACCCCCAGGCUCAGUGCUGCCACGACCACGUCCACUGCUGUCCCUUCGGCAUGAAGUGCGACGAGAGGCACCAGGCCUGCCUCAAGAAUGGGUUCCCGGUGCUCUUCUUUGCACAGAUCUCAGCCAGGCCAGAGGUGGUGGUCCAGGAGGAGGAGGAGGAGGGUGAACUGACACACUAUCGCCAUAUUCACUUCCUGGAGACCAACCACGUUAAUGACACUGACGUUGAAGGAGAGAGCAAGAAUUGUCCCGACGGCCACCAGUGUCCCUCCUCCUUCACCUGCUGCAAGAUGUUCAGGGGUCACUACGGCUGCUGCCCCUACGCUGACGCAAAGUGCUGCAUGGACGGCUUCCACUGCUGCCCCCACGGAUCCGAGUGUGAGCCGACUUCCGGAGGCUGUGAGAGUGAACGAGGGGCCUGGUUGGGCAAGGCAGCAGCUAUGAUGAAGACCAGUGAACCGAGGAAGCCCAGCCCACCUCAAGCUGCUGACCCAGGAGGCAAGUGUCCUGAUGGUCACCCCUGCGCCGAGCAGUUCACCUGCUGCCACGUGACGGACGGAGGCUAUGGCUGCUGCCCGCUGACCGACGCCAUCUGCUGCACGGACCUCAUUCACUGCUGCCCCCAACACUCCGUCUGCAACACCUCCACCGGUGCUUGUGAUAAGGGGAAUUUGUCGACUCCAGCCUUCUCACUCGCCUCGCAGAACCUACCCAACACACCACACUUCCCUGAGACCCUGCCGGAAACAGAGUCAGAAUUAUCCAAGGCAGGCCCUGAUGGUCUUUGCCCUGACAAGCGGAGUCGGUGUGAGCCUGGGAACACUUGCUGCCUCAUGAAGGAUGGCUCCUACGGCUGCUGUCCCUUUGCAGAGGCCACCUGCUGCUCAGACCACGAGAGCUGCUGCCCCAACGGUUACCAGUGUGCUGCGGGUGGGAUGUGUGAGAGGCUGCCCUUCCUGUCCUUCCUGCCACCUGUCCUGCGCCAGCGCAAACCGGCUGCCGUGCCAAGUGAAGAGCCAGCCGCUGUUGAUGAGGAAUACAUAAACUGCCCCGACGGCUCCAUGUGUCCCGACGGCAACACCUGCUGCAACAUCUCAUCUUCCCGCUUUGGCUGCUGCCCCAUGCCCAGGGCAACGUGCUGCGGCGACAUGCAACACUGCUGUCCCCAUGGCUACUGGUGUGCUGAUUCUGGCUGUGAGCGUUUGGAGGGGGGCAGCAGCCUCAACAAGACCCUCAUCGAGCACACCACACUGGGCGCUGAGUCCCCCAAGGUGAUGCUGGCACCAUAGUGACCUCCAGCAACUGUGAUGUAGGAAUUUCUUUGCAUUAUCAGAAGGUUAGAAAGGUUAUUGCUGUCAUUAUUCCUCUGUUUGGUUUGGGGCAUUAUAUUCAGCUUGUAGUUUAGUUGUUAUUAUCUUGUAGGCUGUGGAAUAUAUUGGGGAUUUUCUCAUUGCUUUGAGCUGAAGGUGCAAUUCUUCAUGCUGUUUUCUGGAAGGGAGACGUUGCGUGAGCCAAGUUCUUGCCGUUGGGGGAAGUAUUUUCUAGUGUUCAGCGGGCAGCUUGACGCAGACUCAGAGACAAGAGCUAUGCAAAAGAAUUAACAGCAUGGUGAUGGAGAAUAUAGAUUGAUUUAGGCAUUUCCUUAGGUAUGAUAGACUACCGAGAAGAAUUGUAAAUAUUUGUACUGAAGGAUGUUUUUUACACCAGUUUAUUCUCAUGGGAUUUUUUGUCCUAGCCCGAACCUACAGUAUUGUUUCUAUGGCUCAGUGUAGUGGUUAAUACAAAGUGCAGUAUUCUGGGAAGACAAGCAAGGCAUCAUAUUUGUUAGUAUGUACCAUUUGAGAUUUAACAUUUGAGAUUUAUUAUGUUUUUCUUAUGAUUAGCAGACACGUUUAACUGAAAUCACUGCGCUCUUAGUGAAGGGUAUUGCAAAGUUUGUAUCAUAGGGAAACCAUUUGAAGUACCUGAUAGCGAUGGUGUCUUAUGUUCUUCCACCAAAACAAGCUGUCGGCGUAGAAGUAUCAGAAUGAGUGUAUGUGAAGGGCAAGAUUAGAUACAGUAGAAUAAGUGGCGAUUUCUCAUAACUUCCAUUGUCAAGAGUGAAGCGUUCGUGUGUGUUUCAGAAUGUGACCCUUGUGUUCUCCCACUAAAACAAGCCAUGGGUGUAGAGGUAUCAGAAUUUAAGGAUGUGGAAGGCAAGAUUAGACACAAAUUAGUUGGUGGCGAUAUCUCAUUACUUCCUUUGUCAAGAGUGAAGCGUUCGUGUGUGUUUCAGAAUGUGACCCUCGUGUUCUUCCACUAAAACAAGCCAUGGGUGUAGAGGUAUCAGAAUUUAAGGAUGUGGAAGGCAAGAUUAGACACAAAUUAGUAGGUGGCGAUAUCUCAUUACUUCCUUUGUCAAGAGUGAAGCGUUCGUGUGUGUUUCAGAAUGUGACCCUCGUGUUCUUCCACUAAAACAAGCCAUGGGUACAGAAGCUUAUAGAGGGGAUGUGAAGGGCAAGAUUAGACACAAUAUUAGUAGGGGUCAAUAUCUCAUUACUUCCAUUGUCAGAAGUGGAUUGUGAAGUGUCAUUGGAUGUUAUUAUGAUCUUUAAGAAAUGUUAUUAUUGUCACUGCAAAGUAUAUAUUAUUAAUGUUUGAGUUGUGCAUUUAUUUACAUUAGGAGAGAUUAGUGUUUCUGUAUAUCAUGGAAGCUAUUUGUACUAAUAUUUCCUACUGAAUUAAAGUCUUUUUCAUACACA
Molecule: messenger RNA, 3034 nt
Organism: Eriocheir sinensis (Chinese mitten crab)
Lineage: Eukaryota; Metazoa; Arthropoda; Malacostraca; Decapoda; Varunidae
Product: progranulin-like
Exons: 12
Coding region: 155-1582 (475 amino acids)
Cellular component (GO): extracellular region
Source: RefSeq, a predicted model, not a curated record